AUGGAUGUCGAGGGGAAGUUGAGUGACUCCAGGAUAUGUGGGUUUGGGAUAGCGAGCAAACACACGGAGCAAGUGUUCCUGACUCGGUGCGUGUUGCCCGUCUGUGCUCUACAGACCGCUGUUACUGUCGCCUCCCAGCUUGGUCUUCCAAGGCCACCCCACAGCAACUGCAUUCCUCACGGCUCUUUUCGCAGAGAUAAUCAUCUGUGGUAUGUGCCUAGCCAGGGGGGACUCUUAACACACAGCACAAAGACUGAUUCUUACAGGUACCACGUGCAUAUGAGAAGGCCAUUUUGUUACACAUAAGCCAGCGCACAUCGGUAACCUUAAGGCAGUGGUUGUGGUGGUAAUACUUAGCCGGUUGUGGGUUAUCUUCACAGGAAAGGGGGCAGUUUGCUGGAAUGCGGGUGUUUUUUCCCCUCCUCCAUUUUCUAAUUGCCUCUUCUGUUUCCUGUUCUCCCCCGGGGUGUGUCAUUAGAAACUGCUGGCCUCAAAGAAUGGCCUGUUGACUGUUUCAAACUGGUUGGGAGGCUCUUGGGUCAAAUUGUUGCCCCUUUACCAUUUUAGUUAGCAAUAUUGUAACCAGGCAAGUGCAACAUUUUAUUAAUUUGAUUUUGUGAUAUUAUAGGCCUAUAUUAUGGUGAGUGAUGGUUAUCCUGGAGAAGACUGCAGCUAUUUUAGGCCUAUGUAAUAGUUGAUGUAAAUGUUCUUGAAAUGCCACUAUGGAGGUGUAGUCUACAGGUUCAAGCCUCAAAUGUCAUUUGGGAGUUUUCCAUUGUUUUCCAGUCCUAUGUUACAUGUUGCUCUCUACCUUUUUUAAAAGAUGGGGAAUAUGUCAUUAAAUGUAAUGACUAGGCCUAUUUACCUUAGCUGUGGAGAUGGUCUCUCUUAAUUUCAUUCCUCAAAGAUUGGGGGGGUGAAUGGAACCAAUUCAGCACAUGCAAAUAUGUCCCCCCCCCCCAUUUUCAACAUGCAUGUUGUUCCACUGACCUCUGUACUCCCCCCACAAGCUGAUUAGGGAAAGGAUGGUAUGGGGAAGGGCUGGGUGGCCUGUGUUUGAUCAUGGCAGUUGCCAUGUUUCUUGGUAGCCACCAUUAUAGGCUACGAACUAGAUUAAAACUCACGGCAGCCGAGACGUAGUUGCUUUAAGGGGUUCACACACCCUUGGUGUUUGGUGGCCGAGAGUACUUAGCACCUCUGAACGUAACUUGCAAACAGAGUUUACAGGGCAUGAAACAUUUCGACAGUCAGACGAAUACAGCGGGUGGUCCCUAAAACACAGCGCUCUGAACGAUCGGUGGACGAACGCUAGCUCCACCUUCGGUGCGAUCUGCGUGAGCCUUAAGAGGCAGUGGAUUGAAUUGCUGUUCAAUAAUUUACAUGUUGAUAAGUAACAAGAUCUCACUUAGCCACCUCCAAGGCUCCCCUGUUUUUAUCGUAACUGGCCCUUUUAACUAGUUUCGCAAACAUUUGUGUAAGGCAGAGUAAUUGCCGGGAGAAAUGUACACCUGGCUGUGGGUCGGAAGAGAAACAGCCUUUUGUGUAUUCAGGCCAAGAGUCACGGGUGUGGCUUAGCAGCUCACCUCACCUGGAGCCACAGGCUAGGGUUUCUAUGGUGACAGAGUGACAUUCAAUGCUGCCCUGGUAACGGCCCCAUUCUUGAGGUGCAUUGUCUCCUGCUCGCCUGCUCGGUCUUUUUCACUCCCCCCUGCUUUUUUCUCUCCACACCUUUCUAAUUUCUUUUAAUUUAGGCCCUCGAUAGCUCCCUCAGAGAAAUCCAUUUAGAAAACAACUCACUUCAUUAACAUUGCUAACCAACUGAAAGCCUUACCACAGCUUUUUAAAGCAUUGCAGCUUAACUGAGUUUUCUAACAAGUGUUCCUGUUCUCCUUAUCGCAUAGUUAUUUAAUAGGACAUAAUACUUAAUGGGCUUAACACUUGACAACCGAAUACAUAUCAAGUGUUAAGUCCUUAAUCAAUAAGUGUUUUAGUUUUUUUACAAGACAGUCUGGUCAAUUGAGUGUAGUAACAGUUCUCCUUAUCCUUGUAAAGCCAUUUGUGAGAAUGUUAGUGGCAGACAAAGCCUGCUCUGUGACUUGGCCUGCUAGGUCUUUUAUUUAUUUUUCAUCUAUAGCAUGACCAGGAACAUGCUUUUUGCUACCAAACCUCUUUUACAGACUUUUACACACACACUAACCCCCCCUCGCCCGCUACCCCUUACAUAUGGUUUUCAUUGAGUCCCGCACCAGUGGAAUUUGGAGUGGCUGGUGGGGAGAGUGGAGAGCGCAUUCUGUUAACAUCUCAGCACUGUGGAAGGCUGUUUAGCUGUGUACUCCUUGUGUUAACCAGAGCAUGCUUCCCGUCCACAUCGGUGAUCACAUGAAAGGAACUGGCUAGUUUGUGGUGAAUCAUUUCCUUGAGCUUUGUAUCCAUUUCCCCCUUUUGUUUAUGUUAUACUAUAGAGGACAGCUGGUGUGCAGCCUCGUUUUACACACGCUGUAAAGCGUACUUCAUUCUACCUCUGUUUUAUAGGGCCUUGUAUGUUUGUUUAUGUCUCUGUAUUUGUUUAAAUCCGGUUUUACCGUGGUUUAUGCUUUUCUUUAUCAGCAUAGGCUUGUAGUUUAAAGAAAAUAUAGUUGGGCUAUGUAGAUGUAAGAUAACAACCUCUAAGUUUGUGUCAAUCUAAAUCAUGGUGAGGAUUUUAGCUAAUUUGAUUUUUGGGUGCCUGGUCCAUAGACUAUGGGGAGGGCGUGAACGGGUCACCAUCUGAGCCAUCUCCACCCCCUACCAGUACCCACCCGGGGUGUGCCAGACUGUGGGAGUGAUGUACCACCAGGCCCAUGACUCGGGUUUCUGCUCCCCCAUCCUUCCCUCCCCCGCCCUCUCAUUCCUGCUGCUUGGCGACCCAGAAACAGAGUUGUUUUUUUCCCCCUCUUCCCUCUCUGAAUUUUUAUUUUUUUGUCAUUUAGCAGACGCUCUUAUCUCUGGUUCCCUCCCUUAAACCUAUGCCAAUACGGAUGACCCACACACACGCGCAUACACAUAAAAUACAAGGGCGGUGGGGGUUGGGAAGGCGAUAGCCUCUACCUUAGGCCAUAGAGGAUUUAAGGAGGUUAGCUAGUUUGGUCAUUGGAUCCCCAUCAGUCUGCAUAUGGUCCUAUCUAUGCGCAUUCCUCGCGUCUUUUGUCUGCUUCUUCUACUUGUAGCUCAGGGGCCGUAUACUCAGAUUCACAUAACUUUUCAUGUUUGCUAAGCAGCUGACCUUUUCCUGUUACCAUUGUCACAAGGCAAUGCCUGCCGGCCCUUGUAUGACGCAAUGGGUCACCCGGUACCUUUAUACAGGCCCACAUGAAAGGGUGGUAAAGGGACAUAGCCUAGUAGUCCAUCUGCUUGUUUUGGCUGUGAUGGGGAGAACCGGUGCCAAGAUGUCAUUGUCAAUAUCAGUGUUCCCAUUAUUUUGAGGUCAAAGUGGGCGGUUUAUUUAACCUGGGGCUGUUUACGAGUUUAUUUUGUGGUCCCAAUGCAUACGAGACAAGCCGUUUCUCCCGUUUCCAUUGUAAACCAUAGGUCUUACCGUCAAUAAAUGGGAGAAAUGUGCUAUUCAGGCAUUAGGCUGGUCAUGUCUUUAAAAUUAUGCUGGUGGUGCAGUUCUGCAUUGGUCUCAACAUCAUGUCCUUCUCCCUUUGCAGAGAGGAUCAGACGAGCUUUUCUCCUGCGUUGCCAACGGACCCUAUAUAAUGACCAGCGCAGCAGGUUAGUGUUGCAACCUCCAUUUUUAUAUUAAUAUCAACCAAGUAAACAUUUUAAUCCACUAUGAGCAAAGGUUGAGGCUGAAUUUCCAAAAGGACGUACAUCCAAGCUGUAGGCUCUCUCUCUCCUCCACAGCCAAUGGCAACGACAGCAAGAAGUUCAAAGGUGACAUAAGGAGCCCGGGCAUCCCGUCGCGCGUCAUCCACGUGCGCAAGCUCCCCAACGACAUCAAUGAGGCAGAGGUCAUCUCCCUGGGCCUGCCCUUUGGUAAAGUCACCAACCUGCUCAUGCUCAAAGGAAAGAACCAGGUAAGUGGUCUCACAUGCCACCUAGCUCAUUCGCUCUAACAGGUUCUCUUGCCGUCAACUCAAAGGGGAGGGGAGCAUUAGUAACUAUUUAAUGCAAUAGUAGUAACCAACUGUUAACCAGAGUGGAACAUACAACUGUUGUAGUAGUAGUAGAGUUCAGAAAAAUGGUGUUCUUAUGGCAUUCUCCUGUGUGUCCAGGCCUUCAUAGAGAUGAACACAGAGGACGCGGCUCAGACCAUGGUCAGCUACUACUCCUCGGUGACGCCAGUCAUCCGCAACCACCCCAUCUUCAUGCAGUACUCCAACCACAAGGAGCUCAAGACGGACAACUCCCCCAACCAAGUGGUGAGUCACUCUACUGUAGCUACAGGGAGGGGAAAAAAGUAUUUGAUCCCCUGCUGAUUUUGUACGUUUGUCCACUGACAAAGAAAUGAUCAGUCUAUAAUUUUAAUGGUAGGUUUAUUUGAACAGUGAGAGACAGAAUAACAACAAAAAAAUCCAGAAAAACGCAUGUCAAAAAUGUUAUAAAUUGAUUUGCAUUUUAAUGAGGGAAAUAAGUAUUUGACCCUCUCUCAAUCAGAAAGAUUUCUGGCUCCCAGGUGUCUUUUAUACAGGUAACGAGCUGAGAUUAGGAGCACACUCUUAAAGGGAGUGCUCCUAAUCUCAGUUUUAUACAGGUAACAAAGACACCUGUCCACAGAAGCAAUCAAUCAGAUUCCAAACUCUCCACCAUGGCCAAGACCAAAGAGCUCUCCAAGGAUGUCAGUGACAAGAUUGUAGACCUACACAAGGCUGGAAUGGGCUACAAGACCAUCACCAAGCAGCUUGGUGAGAAGGUGACAACAGUUGGUGCAAUUAUUCGCAAAUGGAAGAAACCCAAAAUAACUGUCAAUCUCCCUCGGCCUGGGGCUCCAUGCAAGAUCUCACCUCGUGGAGUUGCAAUGAUCAUGAGAACGGUGAGGAAUCUGCCCAGAACUACACGGGAGGAUCUUGUCAAUGAUCUCAAGGCAGCUGGGACCAUAGUCACCAAGAAAACAAUUGGUAACACACUACGCCGUGAAGGACUGAAAUCCUGCAGCGCCCGCAAGGUCCCCCUGCUCAAGAAAGCACAUAUACAUGCCCGUCUGAAGUUUGCCAAUGAACAUCUGAAUGAUUCAGAGGAGAACUGGGUGAAAGUGUUGUGGCCAGAUGAGACCAAAAUGGAGCUCUUUGGCCUCAACUCGCUGUGUUUGGAGGAGGAGGAAUGCUGCCUAUGACCACAAGAACACCAUCCCCACCGUCAAACAUGGAGGUGGAAACAUUAUGCUUUGGGGGUGUUUUUCUGCUAAGAGGACAGGACAACCUCACCGCAUCAAAGGGAUGAUGGACUGGGCCAUGUACCGUCAAAUCUUGGGUGAGAACCUCCUUCCCUCAGCCAGGGCAUUGAAAAUGGGUUGUGGAUGGGUAUUCCACAAUGACAAUGACCCAAAACACACGGCCAAGGCAACAAAGGAGUGGCUCAAGAAGAAGCACAUUAAGGUCCUGGAGUGGCCUAGCCAGUCUCCAGACCUUAAUCCCAUAGAAAAUCUGUGGAGGGAGCUGAAGGUUCGAGUUGCCAAACGUCAGCCUCGAAACCUUAAUGACUUGGAGAAGAUCUGCAAAGAGGAGUGGGACAAAAUCCUUCCUGAGAUGUGUGCAAACCUGGUGGCCAACUACAAGAAACGUCUGACCUCUGUGAUUGCCAACAAGGGUUUUGCCACCAAGUACUAACAUGUUUUGCAGAGGGGUCAAAUACUUAUUUCCCUCAUUAAAAUGCAAAUCAAUUUAUAACAUUUUUGACGUGUUUUUCUGGAUUUUGUUGUUGUUAUUCUGUCUCUCACUGUUCAAAUAAACCUACCAUUAACAUUUAUAGACUGACCAUUUCUUUGUCAGUGGGCAAACGUACAAAAUCAGCAGGGGAUCAAAUACUUUUCCCCCUCACUGUAGGUCCUUCUCAACAGUUGCGUAACCCUUUAUCUGCGCAGGCUUACUACUUCUGGAAGGCCAUAAGAGAAGGAUGAACUAGUGCUUUUCAUGUUUUCAACAUAGCUUGUACAAAGAGCUUGUCUCCAAAACGCAUCAGCAAGGGAGCUCAGCUGCCACCCUGAACCUACUUUCAUAAUUACUCUUCAUUCAUUUUGGCGUUUUCAUUUUGUAGGCUUCUCUGAGCAAUUAGUGUGUUUGAUGCUUAGAGGCAACAUGAAGUGGGUUUCCUCCACAGUAGACUAGUUUGCUGUGUUAGUGUUACACAUUUUUGUUUGUCUUUAAAGGUAUUUUGAAUCUGGCUCUCUCCUCUGUUUCAUGUAUUGCUGGGUCAGAAUGCCUCAUUUGGAAACUCUGUUCUUGCCAGGGCUUGUGUGGUUGCACAAACAAACCACCAGUCUACUUGUCAGCUGACUUCAGCCAAUCAGAAUGAACAUAUUUUCUGCCAUGUUGCUGAAAAUGGAGUUGUUGGCAUUCGACUGCUAAUUUGUUCAACUUCUACUUUAUUCCGCAGUGUGUUUCUCAAGUUGUUUACCUUUCCCUGAAUAUCUUGCAGGGGAUGGGACCCGGUUCAGGGAACAGAACCGGAAAAAAAAAAAUUCAAAGAACAGAAACAGAUCCUGGAAUGAAUGUGAUCCAUAAUGUUCCAGAACAGAACCGUUAUUUUAAAAGCAUGGGAACUGAUUUAAUAUUGUUUUGCGUUCCAGACACACAAGAAAAUUGUCCCACAACAAAAUGCAACAAAGUGCCUAUAUGCAAAGUCCUCACUCAGACGUAUUCCAGUAUCUACCUGCAAGCUGAAAAUCUUUGCCUGUGCGUGUUUAGGCUACUGUACUGAUCUUACAAGGUUGAUUCAGAAGAUGGGGAGUCAUUUUUAAUUAGCGAGAGAAGAAUGGAUUAACUUUUUCCAAUGCUAGUCAAGGAUACUAUAGGCUUAGUUAUCACGUUUCACGUUGGAUUACUACAGAAAGGUAAGACUUGUUUUUAGCUCGAGCUUGUUAGCUAGCUGGCUCAAAGGACAUUCAAAGUUCCUCGAUAGAAGCCGCUCCUCCUAGGUAUAAUUCUGUGGCUAAUUCAUAUAAUCCACGUCAUAACAAGAUGCCCAGCGCUUCAUGCUACCUCCUCAACCCUCUCGCUCUCUCCCCACCUGCAAAAUCUGUCACAUCUUGCGCCAUAGGCUACACUUGUCUGUCCAUCACGCAUGUAAACAACUAGCUUGCCUGCUCAAUCCUCACUGAUUUAAGUAAUUUUUAAUGAGAUAAAUGUAAAAAAGUUGAUUUCACAGGUUAAAAAAGUAACAGAAGGAAUGAUAUCAUCAUUUUUUUGUUCAAACCGGUUCAGAGCUUUUUUUUGCUGGUUGGAACAGUGGAAUGAAAGGGGAAAAAAUAGUGGUUCAGAACGAAGCGAUUGGAAAAUCAUUAUGGUUCCAACUCCUGAUAUCUUGUGGUCGAGUGUGUAGUGUGUACCAUGCACCCUCCCAACGAGGCCCUCCCCUUUUCUAAACAUUGUUUCCUGGGAGAUGGCAUGCCAAUGGCGACCAAUGGAAGCCACAGCUGUGCACUCUACUCCCCUUCAAAUUACUCCACUCUGGUCUUAUCUGCUAAUAGGCCAAUGAAGUGAACAUAAACACUACUGCUCUGUAAAUGAACAUUCCAAGACGUUUGUGUUUUGCUGGUAGAAGCUAAGUUUCUCUCCAUAGUGUUCCUCAGUGUUUUACAUACUCAAACGGGCCCCAGAGUUUCCACUGAGUAUACAAACAUGUCACGGACAGAGUGGUCAGCAGCACCCUGGAAUGUAAAUCUUUUACGUCCCCAAAUAGUUCUUUUUACAGCCAUUUUUCUUGUAAAUGUCCAGCAACUAACCUAAGGCUAUUCAAUGAGAGUAUUCAGAACAUUGAAACGUAUUGUGUAGAACAGAGAUGACUGUCUGUGGAAGUCAGGUCAGCUCUACCUGAGCAUUUGUAAAUUCUCUUGCUUCUUCCCACUUCCACUGAACCAUCCUCCUCUCUUCCACAGAGAGCCCAGGCGGCACUGCAGGCAGUGAACGCAGUGCAGGCAGGGGGCAUGCCCAUGGCAGGGGGCAUGCCCAUGGCAGGGGGCAUGCCCAUGGCAGGGGGCAUGCCCAUGGCAGGGGUGGAUGCCUCGGGUGGCAUGGGCGGGCACAGCCCCGUCCUGCGCAUUAUAGUAGAGAACCUCUUCUACCCAGUCACCCUGGACGUGCUGCAUCAGGUAACACGCACACGCUUUUCACUACAUGUAUGACUGUAUAUAGGUCGGGGCUUGUAUUCCCCCUGACCAUGCCCUCCUCGCAUGCAGAUCUUCUCCAAGCUCGGCACGGUGCUGAAAAUCAUCACCUUUACCAAAAACAACCAGUUCCAGGCCCUGCUGCAGUACUCUGACGGUCUGACCGCUCAGCACGCUAAACUGGUAAGUAGUGCCAUCUACCUGUCACAAUAAUAUACAGCAGUUCUUUUUCCUCUCCCAUUUGUCUUCAUUGUUUUCCGAUCCUAACUUUAAUGUGUUUUAAAUGUAGAGUGUGGGGAAAAUAAUAGUCUGAAAGAUGAAUGAGCAGAUCCUUGGAUGCAGUCUAAUGCUGAAACUGUUGCCCUGUGGUGAAGUCUUUAGACGGGCAGAACAUCUACAACGCCUGCUGCACCCUCCGCAUCAACUUCUCCAAGCUGACCAGCCUGAACGUGAAGUACAACAACGACAAAAGCCGCGACUACACGCGGCCUGACCUGCCCACGGGAGACAGCCAGCCUUCCAUCGACCACCAGGCCAUGGCUGCAGCCUUCGGUGAGUACUAUGGUGAAUACGUUUUAAAAUUACCUCCAUCCUUCCUCCCUUCUCAUUUAGACAUGACUGGACAGGUGGAAGCUAUGCGGCUGAACCUGUAUCCUUCUCCUGUCCAAUCAUUUUCAACAUGUUAUAUUUGUGUCAUUUACAAUAAACGGAUAAAUGCAACCAAUCAAUUAACACUCCUCUGUAUCCAUGUGUGUUUUUCUCCAGGUGCUCCCGGGAUCAUCUCGGCCAACCCGUACGCAGGAGCUCAUGCCUUCCCCCAAGCCUUCGCCAUUCAGCAAGCUGCAGGUGAGUCUGGUCGUCCUCUUUCUGACACUUGCCUCGCUCCUGAUGAACAUUGAUGGAUUGUAUUUACACAGACCUUUUUCACUAGCGCUUUACAUUUAAAGGGGGAAACUGGCCUCAUCCACUACCAUCGAGCUGCACUACUACUUUGAUACUUUUGCGGACCUUGACCUAUGAGCAGAUUAGCAGUCGUGCUCAGCGGCUUCCAGUCCAGCCUUUUCUCUAUCAACCCAUUUCCGGGGCUUGUGCACUGAGUUUUUUUUUUUUUCCUCCCUACCGUUUGCUUCCCUCUGCAGGCCUGACGAUGCAUGGUGUUCCCGGAGGCCUGGCCCAACUGACCAUGCCCGUGGCUGCAGCCGCGGCGGCUGCAGGCAGAAUGGGUUUCCACCAACUGUCCGGUGGCCACUGUGUCAUGCUGGUCAGCAACCUCAACCCAGAGGUUAGUCCUGCCUUGCCUCCCUCUUGCCCCCUAGUGGCCCAGAUGGACUGAGUCCAGCUGUAAAGCCUCUGUAGACGGGGGUUUCAUUCCUGUUCCCUACCUUGCGCCCCAAAGUGUGCACUUGCACACUCCUCCCUCAUGCGUUUAGAAGUUGAUUUGUCAUAAGCAUGGGCUACCUAGAGGGAGUUUUCACCAAAUUUCUUGUAAAUUCAUGCAGGGGAGUGAAUGAGUGCAUACUUUGGGGAGAGAAUUGGACUGCAGCCCAUAUUCGGCGAUAGCUGCUUCAGUGGGCACACAUGACACAUGCCAAGUAAAUUGGGCUGUGUAUUAUAUGCUGGCACUCCGUGUAACAACAAUGAUGUUAAUGUAUCCACUUCUAUUGAAAAUGUUUAGAAUUCAGGCCUCUCCCUUCACCAACACGUAAAGAAACCAUGCAUUAAGUCACGCCUAAGUGAUACAGCGCCCCCUUUUCUCUUGUCAACUUCCUACAAGAAUGCAAUGUGUACAAGUCCAGUGUAGCAGAGCUUUUGGCUUCUUUUUCCCUAGUGUUUUUCCUCACUCCUGUUCUCCUCUGAAAGUGUUGUACCAUCCCCGUUACCAAAGUUUCACUAGCAGUAGAUGCUAACACUUAGGAUAUACAAGCUUCAUGAAUGUUCAUUUGUUGACUCAUUGUCAUUAUUAUAAUUCCAAAUAAAUAUAUAUAAGAUUAGCUUUAGGUUAUUUGUGCCCUCAUACAUAUAAACUAUAUUUACCAUACAGCCAGUUGGACCUAUAUAUUGGACAUUAACUGUGUGGAAUUUCUGUUAACAUUACACUUAUCAACAUAAUUGUACCAGUCCCUCUUAAUCUACUAAGCAUGAUGAACUUACAUUUAUUUGAGAACUCAUUCCGUAACCUCCACACAUGCAGAGCAAUUUUUCAUCCGAUUAGAGGCAAUAUUGCUUUUAUGCAUUUUAACAUGGCCUUUAGCUUAAGCCCAACAAAUAUUUGUAGAAUAAUUAAUUUUAAAGAUUGUAUCUAUUUGUCAAUAGCAAUGGUGCACAUCAACUCAGACAGAAUUAAAUAAGUAUUGUAUCAUUCCUACUAGUUUCAUUGUUGGUUGGUAAUCUUCACUCUGAUUUAAAGCACAUUCUAUACUGGAUGGAACACUUCAUAUUUCUUUGUAUACUGACCUUGUUUUUUACCUCCUUUUUCUUGUUUCUCUCCCUCCCCAUUCCCCCUCUCUCCCCCUCUUUUUUGGUUUUAAUACCUUCACCUGGAAACCUUUUUUUUUUUUUGCCAAACUGACCGCACGCCCCAUGUAUUCACUCUCCCACCUUCUCUCAACCAUUACACCCCAUCUUCUGCUGUGUACACAUCACAUGCAUAUAAACACACACGUAAACAUAUCCACUCAUCUUUGCUCAUAUCAUAUUGUUACAUAUACCACCCCCUCCACAUCUCCUCCCACUCUUCGCUCCUGUCCAAUUUAUUAACCCUCCUCAUGAUCCAACCACCAUGUUUUUUGUUGUUGUUUUUUUGCCAUUCCCCGUGGAACUGCCUCCGCUGUGGAUGAUUUGUUGAACCUCCACUCUACUGCCUCCGAUCUUUUUCCUGUCCCUUCCUCCCUCCGCUGCAUUCCUCUGCUGUCUUAUAAAGAGAGUUACGCCCCAAUGCCUCUUUAUUCUUUUCGGUAUGUUAUCAUUAGCACCUUUUUUUAUUAUUACUGCUUGUUUAUUCUGUUUUCUUUUUCUAAACUAUUUUUUUUCUUUCUUGUUUUAGUGUUCAAAUGUUUUGCGUGUUGAUUUGAGAAACUUGGCCAAAAGUUGCAGCAUUUCCAUGGGGUUUCUGUCCACGUGCAUAGCUGGCUUUAAAGGGAUACUUCCCUCUGAUUCGACCAUUUAUCAAAUGUUUUCUCUCUCUGAAAAUGGUCUAUAGUUAUGGUUUUGAGUCUGAUCAACUUCAGCCAAAUUGGUCAAGAAUACGUGGACCUGAAAUGCAAUUUUGUGCCGAUCUCUCAAGGAUGCAUUUUUCGGUCCCAUGCUAUGGAUAUUGCAGACUAGUCUUUUUAAUCCUAUGGACCAAAGUUAAUGUCCAGAAAACCUAUGAAUAAUUUUCAAAUCAGAGUUAACUAUUCCUUUAAACAGCAAAUGACAAGACUGCACGUUGUGCAUUUUAAUUUAUAAGAAUAUCUUGUGGAAAAUUCUGUGAGAUGCUGUAACCUUUUGCCACUGUACAUUAGAUUUUAUAAUUUGUCUUGUCAUAGUUUUCAUGGUGAAUUUGCAUUCUUGAUUUUGUCAUCUUGCAUGCCCUUUAUGAACGCUGUAUCAAUUGCUUUUGGUUAAUGGUCAAGACUCCCAUUUGUGCAGAGUACAUAUGGCCAACUUGCAUUCCUUCUGAUCCUUAUUCAAAAUUUCUGACUUGCAGUCCCUGUUUUUUUUAACCAUUAAGUGCCUUCACCUUCCUAAAUGUUAUUUACCAAUUCAUCAGGGAGGGGUACCUUUGUAGACGCAAAAGUCAUUUCCUCCUUGAUAAACUACAUGAAUCCCUAAUUUUACCUUUUCUGUCCAAGUGUAGCAAAAUAUUGAAGUUCCACAGCCUGUCUCUGAGAAUUCCAAUUCUUUGAGUUUAUUAAAACCGAUGUAGAAACGGUAGCCUACACUUCGAUAUUUUUUAAAUGGACAUUUAUGGUGUAGUAGUCACGCAAGUACCUCUGAGAUAGUAAUUGACCAAUUCCCACUAGUGGCCAUGAUGAAACAUUGCAAUGAUCAGUGGCUUCAGUUACUUUUGCUAGAAUGUAUUUGGCCCCCCUUCUCAGUUAGAUAAAUGGAGGAGCAUCUUGAUUGUGAACUGAAGUUAUUCAUAUACACAAGCUUCCCCGUGGUGCUUAGAUGGGUGUUAACCAAAUCUUAAGUGCCCAAAGACAUGGUUUUGAUAGGAUGGCUUGGUCUGGUUUAGAGUUGUAUUGGUUUUCAAACAGUUGUCCCCCCCCCUUCCUAAAUCUGUGUGAAGGUGUAUAUGGCGACGUGAUGAGAGUGAAAAUCCUGUUCAACAAGAAGGAGAACGCUCUGAUCCAGAUGUGUGAUGGGACUCAGGCGCAGCUAGGUAAGGCCCGCUAAACUUUCCUGGAAAUAAAUACCUCAAACUAAAAUCCAGGAAAACUAGCGCCAACCGAAACAACGACAGCAACAACGAUAUGUAGAAAGUGAUGUGCAUCUGAAAAUGAUGCUAAAGGGAUACAAAUAAAUAAUCUCAUGUUUUCUUUAGCGAUGGAAAUUAGCUAUCGUGUUGACUAUACCCAAACACUCUGAAUAGAAGACUCACACUGCUUUACCUCUGCUUUCAACAGCAAUGAGCCACCUGAAUGGCCAGAGGCUCCAUGGGAAAGCGCUGCGUGUCACCCUGUCCAAACACACCAAUGUCCAGCUGCCCCGCGAGGGCCACGAGGACCAGGGCCUGACAAAGGACUACAGCAACUCCCCCCUGCACCGCUUUAAGAAGCCCGGCUCCAAGAACUACUCCAACAUAUUCCCUCCCUCAGCCACCCUGCACCUCUCAAACAUCCCGUAAGUAGACCGGAGGAGUUUCUCCUGCAAUGAGCCCCCUGACCCUUUCGAUAGCUGCUAGUCCUCGGGUACCACUUUCAUGGUUUGACAAAAACUCUACAAAUGUAUUGGUAAACUACUGCUAAAAGCUUGUCAAGUUUUACAAUGGUUUCGUCUUUCUUUCUUUUUAGUCCCUCUGUGGUUGAGGAUGACCUCAAGAUGCUGUUUGCGAGCUCCGGUGCAAUGGUCAAGGCCUUCAAGUUCUUCCAGUAAGUUAUUUUUCCCCUCUAAAAAAAACAGAUUCUUAUCAUUUUAUAUCUUUAUUAUUUUCUAUCUGGUCACGUGUGUGUGUGUGUGAUGUAAAAAAAAUAAUAAUAUCUGCAUUCGGAAAGUAUUCAGACUAGGGGUGUAACGAUUCGUUUUAACAACGAUUCGAUUUGUAUCACGAUUCGUGGUUGUCGAUACGAUUCAAGGACGAUAUUGGUUCAUUUAGAACGAUACGAUCCGAAACGAUUCAGUGACUUGAAAUCGAUUCAGUAACCUUUUAGCCAAAAAUUCAACCAGUGUGACUGAAAUAAAUACCUGGAUACUGGACAGUGCAGGUGAAGUUUCCUAGAUUCCUGUUUCUUGUAAGGACCGCAAUGGUGGCUUGAUAAUUACUCGCUCGUCGGCUUCUCCUCUGUCGUCCGCCAUGCUAUGUUUUGUUGUCUUUGCGCCUUUGCGCUGCUGCUGGCGCGGGGCGAUGACGUCACGUAUAGGCAGACUGAAUCGAGUAAUGUUUAAAGCCUUUAUCAUUAAAAGUGCUAAGAAAAAACAUCCAUAUAAAGUCUGACGUGCUUAAAUCCAAUGGGUUAUUUCCUAGUAUCGAUACAAUCGAUUUAUUAUAUUUUAAAACGAUGUUAGAUUGAUAUAUGUUGUCCAAAAGGCCAACUCGCCGAGCACAGAUCGAUGUAGUUGGAUCAUAGGAAUAUAAAUCGAUACAUCGAUGUAGUAGAUGGAUCGUUACACCCCUAAUUCAGACCCCUUGACUUUUUCCAUAUUUUGUUACGUUACUGCCUUAUUCUAAAAUGGCCUCAUCAAUCUACACACAAUACCCCAUAAUAACAAAGCAAAAACAGGUUUUUGGAGGUUUCUCUCAUUCUUCUCUGUAGAUCCUCUCAAGGUCUGUCAGGUUGGAUGGGGAGCGUUGCUGCACAGCUAUUUUCAGGUCUCUCCAGGGAUGUUCGAUUGGGUUCAAUUCCAGGCUCUGGCUGGGCCUCAAGGACAUUCAGAGACAAUGCAAAUAGUCUGGGUAGCCAUUUGAUUAGAUGUUCAGGAGUCUUAUGGCUUGGGGGUAGAAGCUGUUAAGAAGCCUUUUGGACCUAGACUUGGUGCUCCGGUACCGCUUGCCGUGCGGUAGCAGAGAGAACUGUCUAUGACUAGGGUGGCUGGAGUCUUUGACCAUUUUUAGGGCCUUCCUCUGUUAGUUGCUAGGCAACCAAUUGUAGUUAGCUAGCUAGCAAUGGCAAUCAUGUUAGCAUAUUUCCUACUGAGAUUACUGUUCAAAAACAUGUUCUUGGGUUUAAAAUAAUCAAUACUGAAACUUUCAGAUUAAGUUUGUGUGAAUUAAACAUGUUAAAUUGCUUUCAUGAGCUUAUUCUCUCACUGCCCUGAGUUUAAGACAAGGGUUUAGCCAUCUUGGAAUUAAGAACAAAUCCCAAAACUUUAUUUUCAAGAAUCUAAUUUCUUAACUUUUUGCUUAAGGAGAAACAUAAGAAAUAGCGCAAUAACAUUUCCAAUAACAUUUGAGGAAUAGCAACUUUGCUUAACUUUCUUCAUGAGUCUAUAGUUAAGAAAAAAAUGGCAGUUAAGACAUUUCUUAAGAAGGUUUUGGGAAUCUGGGCCCUGGAUUGUGCAACAUUUGCCCAUUUUUAUUCUUUUCAAAAUUAUUCAAGCUCUGUCAAAUUGGUUGUUGAUCAUUGCUAGACAACUAUUUUCAGGUCUUGCCAUAGAUUUUCAAGCAGAUUUAAGUCAACUGUAACUUGACCACUCCGGGACAUACACUUUCUUCUUGGCAAGCAACGCCAGUGUAGAUUUGACCUUGUGUUUUUAGGUUAUUGUCCUGUUGAAAGGUGAAUUAAUCUCCCAGUGUCUGGUGGAAAGCAGACUGAACCAGGUUUUCCUCUAGGAUUUUGCCUGUGCAAAUCCUGAAACACUCCCAAGUCCUUAACGAUUACAAGCAUACACAUAACUUGAUGCAGCCACCACUAUGCUUGAAAAUAUGGAGAGUGGUACUCGGUAAUGUGUUGUAUUGGAUUUGCCCCAAACAAUUUGAAUUCAGGACAAAAAGUUAAUUGCUAUGCCACAUUUUUUGCAGUAUUACUUUAGUGCCUUGUUGCAAACAGGAUGCAUGUUUUGGAAUCUUUUUUUAUUCUGUACAGACUUCCUUUUCACUCAGUCAAUUAGGUAAGUAUUGUGGAGUAACUACAAUGUUGUUGAUCCAUCCUCAGUUUUCUCUUAUCACAGCCAUUGAACUCUAACUGUUUUAAAGUCACCAUUGGCUUCAUGGUGAAAUCCUCCCCGGCAACUGAGUUAGGAAGGACGCUUGUAUACUUGUUGUGAAUGGGUGUGUUGAUACACCAGCCAAAGUGUAAUUAAUAACUUCACCAUGCUCAAAGGGAUAUUCAGUGUCCACUUUAAAAAAUGUUUUUGACCCAUCUAUCAAUAGGUGUCCUUUGCGAGGCAUUGGAAAACCUCCCUGGUCUGUGGUUGAAUCUGUUUGAAAUUCACUGUUCGACUGAGGGACCUUACAGAUUGUGUGUGGGGUACAGAGAUGAGGCAGUCAUUCAAAAACCAUGUUAACUAUUAUUGCACACAGUGAGUCCAUGCAACUUAUUAUGUGACUUGUUAAGCACAUUUUUACUCCUGAACGUAUUUAGGCUUGCCAUAAGUGGUUGAAUACUUUUUGACUAAAGACAUUUCAGCUUUCCAUUUUUUUAUUAAUUUGUAAAAAUGUCCUAACAUAAUUCCACUUUGACAUUAUGGGGUAUUGCGUGUAGGCCAGUGACAAAUCUCUAAUUAUUCCAUUUUAAAUGCAGGCUGUAACACAACAAAAUUGUGGAAAAAAUCCAAGGGUGUGAAUACUUUCUGCAGGCACUGUAUGUAGCGAAUGAUAGAGCAGCGGAAUAAUAGUCGUCCGACUUACCUAGCAUAAAAACACGAGUUACCAAACUCGUUCACAGGGUUGGUUAACUGAGGUUCCUCGGGUAUCCACAUGGAACAAUUUACAAAGCUCAUUACAAGUGAAUGUUCUGGUGCCGCUCUGGCAAUUUUAGCAUUGAGGACCUAGUAGCUGAGGAAUGUCACUGUUUUUCGAAAAUUGUGUUUUUUUUAUUUAACGUUGUAUUGAUUGUUUUGUUUAACUUUUUAUUGAUUUGUUGUAUUACUAUGAUCCGGGCACCCUUGAGAAUGAGGCCCUGGCCUCAAUAGGUUUCCCCUGAAUAAAUUUUUUUCUGUUGCGUGAUGUGUGUAAAGUGCUUAUAUUGGUCCUAUGACUUGAAUGGGAUUUGUGCCACAAAUGCUAAAACAUGUGGCACAAAUCGGUGCCAGUGAAACUUAACCAAAGCAUGGAUUGCUGCCAUACCAUGUCCAUAUACUGCAACAGGGUAAGGAAACCAAAAUGUCAUUUUGGAUGAACUAUCCCUUUGAAUGUGUAAGGAAAGACUGCCGUGUGUGUGCAAUGUUUUUUUUUUUUUUUAGGAAAGGCUGCAUAUCUGACCGUGUGCAAAUUUGAUUUUUUUUAGGAAAGACCGCAAGAUGGCCUUGGUCCAGAUGAGCUCAGUCGAGGAGGCCAUAGAAUCCCUCAUCGAGUUCCACAAUCACGACCUGGGUGAGAACCACCACCUGAGGGUCUCCUUCUCCAAAUCUACCAUCUGAGGGGGGCAGCCCAAAACGCUACUGCUAAUGGGCCGCCCCAUCCCUUCACGACCUCUGCUAUGUCAAGUUGUGGGAAAGCGACUCUUCAGUCGUAAAGUAGCAUCCACCACAGAAAUCACUUCCAUCAUUCCUAGUAUAUUAUAUUUAUAUUCCAUUAUCUAUAUAAAUCGACAUAUAAACCAUAUGGAAAAGAAAAGUGCACACCCGAUUUUACAGGGUAAUUUUUUUUUUUUAUAUAUAUUUCUAGAGUCUUGCCUUUUUUGAGAGGUAAAUGAAUUCCUUGCUCUCUCUUUGCACCGACAGAAGUAGUUUACACUUGCCUGUCUAAGAGUCUGACUUAAGACUCGCGUAGCCUAAACUUCAGUCAGAAAAUUAUAUUUGCCCUUGGGGUCCAGCACCACUAGGUUCUGAGGUACUUUUGUGAUGCCUCAUGUCCUCUCUGCCUUCAGAUGUUUUCUGUGCCUUACUCCAGAAGUCUUAUGUCCUUCAAUUUGAUACUUUGGCAUUUUACAAGCAAAUUUUGUUUUGGCUAUCUUCCCCUCUCCAAUCCUUGUUUGUGAAGACCAGGUUUACAGCUGAUAUGGGUUUACUGUUUGUAUAAAAUGUAUUACAAGGUGGUUCAUUUCUUUUUAUGAAGGUAUUCUAUUUAGUCUUAUUUUAAAAUGCCCUCUUAUUUUAAAAGUAAGAUGAGCUAGUUAGUUGGGAAGAUUAAAUCCACAACUCAUCUAGCUUUUUUAUUUUUUAAAUAUAUAAACCCCUUGUAUCAGGGUUUGAUUCCUAGUCUUGUUUACUGUAUGUCUAGAUGUAGGUUGUUUGCAUUUUAUGAAAUUUAUGCAAUAAGUUUUGUACAAAUCCAGUAUUGUACUUUGUUAUUCCUAUAUACUGUUGGUUGUAGCUGAUAGGUAUUGGUCAGUGGUUGCCUUAACCACUGUGCCUUUGCAAAAGGUCUAUUGCUAGAACUUUCCUGAUGUCUUGUGUUUGUUUUAUGAUUUUUGUCUUAAUGGCUUGCCUCGCCUUUGAAACACUACAGCGCAAAACCAAAUAAGGCCUUUUUGCAAGUUAUUUUAGCGAACCUGUACACACCGCUUUAUUCAUAAUUCACUACCACAGAGUUGUGGUAGUCUGCCUGCCAAUUAGCACAUUUACAAGGCUCUUACGGGGCUCAGAUAUAUGCAGACUAUUGCGGCUCUGCUGCUGUGAAUUAUAAAAUAAACUUCAGAAUUGGAAGUGUCUCAAGUCAGUUGAAUUCCAAGAUGAAUGAUGGUAAUUUCACAUUUACACGUGCUCGUAAAACAAGAGCGAAUACUUUCAUGUCUGCUACUCGGGUUAGUGUUUUCAAAGGCCUCACAAGAGGGGUUAGUAGCCAUAUGUUAUAGGGCUGUGACUUUUACUUAAUGCAGUCAUUGCUAACGGCAAUACGGCACCCUCUGUCAUGGUAGUCUAUGGACUGGACUUGUGGCCUGGACAACGUUCAGCUUAAAUUGAGAUCCAUUUAGCUAUUUUGGAGAAGUGCCUUUCAAACAAAGCCUUUUUUUGGUCUGUUUAGGAAAUGCGCACAUCCGGAAUAAAUGUAAUCGUCUGCAGUGAUUCUAGGUGCUUGCUACAUUGAAGGUGGACACAUUGUUGUAGAUCACAUUUAAAAGAUCAUUAUCAACUAUCAGUCUUAAUACUUGGACAUUCCACGUGUGCAUCAUUUUCUGUUGGGGAAAUGUUUCGGUUAUUUUAGGUUUUCUUACUUCUAACAAUUAAUUGUGCAUCAAGUUCCUAUUAUUAAGUUGAACUGGUGCAAAGCAAUAAUAUAAUUUCAGGGUCAUGUGAGUAACCCCAGUGCUCAGACGCUACGUUCGAUCACUUAAGUGUUCUUGAACACAUCAGUUGAUUACAUGCUAACCUAUUCAUAAUUGGACUCCAGCAAUGCAGAAGAAUCCCAAUUUGUUUGUAGAUUACUCAAGAAUACGUGACACUUGUCUCCAUAUCACUAUGUAGCAUGUGUUGAUAUUAAAGGUAUUUUACUUGCUUUGCAUACCCCAGGCCAUGGCAGGAGUGGAUUUCUCAAUUAUGCAAAAUUGCACAGCAUUUAAAAUCAUUACAACCUCAAUCACUUAACAUUAAGAUGGCAGGAUUUCUUAAAGCGAGAUGAUUGUCGGGGGGAAGCUGUACAUAAUUGUUUUUUGGUACCACAAAGUAGGUAUUCCGAAACUAGGUUUUAUAUCUAUGAAACGUAUAUAUUUUGAUUACCUUUCUCUUGAGCCUCUCAGUUUAAAAACAACAUUUGUAUCACAAUUAAAUUGUUUUCUAACAAACAAAAAAAUGGGUCCCUUUUGGUCAUUGUAGUGUUCUGUAUAGCUUAAACUUUUCUUGAAAUUGUGCCUUCAAUAAAUAUUCUCUGCUUUCAAUUGGUAAUUUCCUUUGGGUUCUGCUAUUUUUAGAUUUACCUCCUUGCUCAUCAGUUUGUUUCCUUCAUUCCCCUGCUAACCAUUGGAUCUAUAGAGGCUACUUCUAUUGUUUCUGAGCCAAAUACUUACGAAAGGAGGACUGGACACUAUAUUGAUUUGCAAUGAUUAAACGUAC
This is a messenger RNA of Coregonus sp. 'balchen', 19594 nucleotides long. Lineage: Eukaryota; Metazoa; Chordata; Actinopteri; Salmoniformes; Salmonidae. The record is from the annotation of a GenBank genome assembly.